Trematomus bernacchii (emerald rockcod) is the source of this 925-nucleotide messenger RNA. RefSeq names its product mannosidase, alpha, class 1A, member 1 (gene man1a1). Gene Ontology annotation, biological process: N-glycan processing; carbohydrate metabolic process. Gene Ontology annotation, molecular function: calcium ion binding; mannosyl-oligosaccharide 1,2-alpha-mannosidase activity. The record is from RefSeq and is a predicted model, not a curated record. NCBI's taxonomy places the organism in Eukaryota, Metazoa, Chordata, Actinopteri, Perciformes, Nototheniidae. Gene Ontology annotation, cellular component: endoplasmic reticulum; Golgi membrane; extracellular exosome.
UUCAGUUUGUCUGCAGCGAGUCUCCGGUAUGGGCAGCUGCCUCACUCCUCAACUUUUUUACCAGGGAUUUAACCACAGUUGUGCUCCAUUUGUCACGGUUGUAUACCACCUAUACAUGGAUUUGUGAACGGAAUAACCCGAAAGUGCGCUUAUCCGAGCGUUUGAAUUCAUUUUUUGUUGUUAAAAAAAGGAAGAGGAGAAAAUGCCAGUUGCAACUCUUCUGCCUUUUACCGCGACCCCGAAUAGGAAGUCUGCCAGCCCGACCUCUUUCAGGUUGACAGAGAAAUUCAUCUUGUUAUUAGUGUUUAGUGCUUUUAUUACCCUGUGUUUCGGGGCUAUUUUCUUCCUGCCGGACUCGUCGAAGCUGCUCAGUGGAGUUUUCUUUCAUUCCUCCGCGGUGGAGACCAACACCCGCACCGGUCCGGACAGCAGCGACCCGGGAUCGGCUGGAAACGACGAGAGGGUCCUGGCCAAAAUCAAGAACGACCAUGAAAAAGCUCUGCUAGAGGCCAAGGAUACUCUACAGAAACGACCGGACGAGAUUAAGAAGGACAUUUUGAAUGACAAAAAGAAACUUCUUUCUGAGGCUAAGGGUCACGGUGGUAAUGAUGUCAAUAAUUUACCUUUUGUUGUGUAUCACCGACCCCCUGGAGCUACUGGACACGAACCUCUGGACCCAGAAACCAAGGAGAGACGCGCUAAGAUCAAAGAGAUGAUGAAACACGCGUGGGACAGCUACCGGCGCUACGCCUGGGGUUCCAAUGAGCUCAGGCCCGUCUCCAAGACAGGCCACUCCAGCAAUCUAUUUGGAAGUAUAAAGGGUGCGACAAUAGUGGAUGCUCUGGAUACUCUCUACAUCAUGGAGAUGUUUGAAGAGUUUGACGCUGCUACGGACUGGGUGGAGAAGAACCUCGACUUUAAUGUG